Perca fluviatilis (European perch) is the source of this 2553-nucleotide messenger RNA. RefSeq lists its product as uncharacterized. The record is from RefSeq and is a predicted model, not a curated record. NCBI's taxonomy places the organism in Eukaryota, Metazoa, Chordata, Actinopteri, Perciformes, Percidae. The transcript is spliced from 5 exons. Bases 1 to 702 code for a protein of 233 amino acids.
AUGGAGUCGGUCCUGAAAUCUCUAAAACCGAGGUCGGCAAAUAAGCUGUCUGGUCUACCUAGUUUCAAACAAUGUGAAGGGAAAACAGGUUCAGAAUACCUGAAAUGGGUGUCAGACUUUGUGUCUGAAAACAAACUCACACCUUUCGACUUGAAGAAUCCAGCUGGUGCCAUAUUGAAGAUAGGAGACCUGGACGAUACUAUUUAUAAUGGGAAAGAUUAUGAGGUGACAGGUUGGGGAAAGUUUUACCUUCCUGAGAAAGUAAGUAUGCAGGUUGUAGGUGUAGUGGAGGGGAUCUUGUGCAGGUUUGACCAGCUCGUUCUGAUGACCUGCUGUGAGGAUGGACAGGUGUAUGCCUAUGAUGGAGAGAAGCUGCAUUUGGUGGCUUCAAGCCUGCAGCAGCUAAGUGACGAGGGAAUAAAGUAUCCAGGGUCCAAGAUCUAUUUCAAUGGGGAGGCCUUCAAAGAUAUGACCAAGAAGGACUGGGACAAAGUGAACAAGAGGCUGGACCAAGAACACCAUGAACUGGUGAUGUCAAAAAAAACUGAAUUCCUUAAGAAUCUCAAAUCAAUCAAAGACAACCUAGGGAAGCCAGAGAUCCUCCAAGCAAAACAUGCAAAGUUCACAGAAGGGCCCCCUAACAGGUUUUAUACCCAGAACCCACUUACCACCAGUGCUAACUUCUCCAACAACACUUCCUAAUUCUGUAAGAAACUUCAGAAUAGUUUUCUAGCUGCAAUCGUAUUUUCUACUUUUAACUUGUACACUUGAACAUUUUGUUUUUGAAAGCUUGUAUAAGCACAUCUAUGCUUUCAUGUUAAAAUUGGCUAAAAUUGCCCAAAAAAAAUCCUGGGUUAACAGGGCAAGUUCAUAUCCACCGUUGUGGUACACUUUAUCUGGGAUUUUGGCUUAGUUGGUUGGUAAUUUAAGGAGCAAGGAACAGCAUAUCUUGGACCAUUACCAAUUUGCCUAUAAUAAUGGCAGGGGCACUGACGAUGCCUUAAUCCCAACACUCUAUUUUAAAGCACCUUGAAAAUCCAUCAGCGUAUGUUCGAUUAUUAGUUCUGGACUUCAGCUCUGCAUUUGAUUGAAUUCUCCCUGAGACACUGUUAUAUGCCAUAGAAGGCAAUAUCAUUUUAAAACUCUUUUCGCACGAAAACUACACAAAAAAAGGGGUGUUUGUCCAUAUAUGGAGUUAAACUGUGGAACACAUUGGACUAUGAACUGAAGUGCUGCGAUAGUGUUUGCAAAUUUAAGAAUUUGUAUAAGAAAACAAUACAGGAAUGUUAUAAGAAAAAAGAUGACUAAUAUGCUUAAAAUGAUGAUAAUUGCAUGUAAAGAUAGGUAGUACUGAUAAUUUUUGGUGUUUGGGGUGAGGAUUGGGGUUGAUCCACUCUUGAAGCAGCUUUUUUGUUUUUUUGUUUUUUUGAUGUGCACAAAUAAGUGACAGGUACCAUAAUAUUUUUUCUUCUUCCUGUUCCUUUUUUUUCAUUCAUGCAUGUUAUGAAUGAAUGCAUGAAUGAAUAAAUGUUUGAUAUAUAAAUUACAACAGAUGGAGAUGAACUCCUUUAUUAUUAGGUGGUAUGGUUAUUAUCUGACAGACAGGAAGCAGCAGCUAACUUUCUGAUACUGUGAACAUAAGUACAGGUGCCCCUCAAGGCUGUGUAAGCUCUCCUUUACUUUUUAUAAUAUACACAAAUGAUUGCAGAAACAUCUAUAGAAAUAAGUACAUUAUAAAAUAUUCAAAUGAUCCGGUCAUACUUAAUCUACUUACGGUACAAAAGAUUCAGACAUUGCUAUCUAUAAACAGGAGAUAGAGGAAGUAGUGAAGUGCUGCAACAAGCAUAACCUGCUGCUAAAUGUAAAUAAAACCAAAGAAAUGAUUUUUGACCCCAAGUCUAUAGGAGAUCAAUGCAAACUAAAGAUGUACUUGUUGAGCAGGUAACAACAUAUAAGUAUUUAGGCAUAUAAUUAGACUGUCAGUUGCAGUGGUCCCAUCAAGUGGACAAUGUUUGCUCAAAGAUAAGUCAGCCUCUUUAUUUUUUAAGACGACUUAAAGUUCAUGGAGUGGACAAAGAUAUCAUGCUACUGUUUUACAAGGCAGCCAUUGAAUCUAUUGUUUGUAACGGCUUCAUGGCUUGGUUCGGUAACCUGUCCAUUAAAUGAAAAAUCACAGCUCCAAAACUUGAUAAAAAGGGCCAAAUGCCACCAACUCCUCUUCAGGAGCUCUUCAAGGAGGCGGUGAGGAAAACUUAAAAUCCUCCAGGACCCAAAUCACGUCCUGUAUAGUGAGUAUGAGCUGAUGCCUUCAGGCAGAAGUUACAGGUUACCAAACUGCAAGCUUAACAGGUAUAAAUUCUCAUUUGUGCCACUUUCCAUCACAUUAUUGAAUACUAAGAUAUAUUCUGUAGUGUGUGUGUGUGUGUGUGUGUAUUGGCUGCAGUGAUGUGUGUGUGGCUAAUACUACUAAAUAAUGUAAAAAAGUUCUCUGCACUUCUGCAGAACACAACAAUCCGGUGCAACCAAGGCAGGACACAACAGCAUAAAAUAGCA